AUGUCGGGACGCGGAAGAGGACGCAAAGCUGCAGCCCUGGCGGAGUUGCAGCUCACGCUAGCAGGAACGUCCGGCAACCAGAAGAUGAAGUCCGUAGCGCAGUGCUUUCACUGCCAAAAGCUGGGCCACGUCGCCAAGCACAGCAGCGGUUCAGUCGCGUGCCUGAAGUGUGCGCAAGCACAUGACACACGUAACUGCAAGAAGGAGAAGAGUACUCCUUGUACCUGCGUCGACUGUGGCGGUCCACACGUGACGAACGCCCGUUCCUGCGCCUACAAGAGGAUUUGGCGCGGACUGGACAAGAAGACGAUGCAGAAGCAAGUGACCACCACACAUGAAGAGGGGGUCUCUUGUACAGAAGAAGACGUCUCCAGGCGUCUAAAGGACGCUGUACAAGAAGCCAUGUCCGCCUUCAAAUCCGCCAUGGCGCAAGAGAGGGCGGCCAAGUUGGCGGAACUGGGCGAGGCUCGGCGUCAGAUUGCUGUGCUGACACAGGCACUUCGCUCAGCCAAAGAAGACUCCUCCACCAGAGAAGACAUCGCCACCCAGACUGUAGGGAAGCAGCCUUCUCACUCCCCGCCCCACAAGACGACUCCUGCACGAGAGAAGGAGUUCGGAACGGUGGCCACGCAAACUGACGAACCUGCCGAAGGGGAGGCGAUACACCACAAGGACAAGGACACCGAAGCAGCUGCACAAGAGGAAGAAGAGUGGGAAGAAGCACCACUCUUCCCGCUUCCGGACAUCAUCAUAGAAGCGACGUCGCACCACCCGGCACAGCAUAAAAGAGCAUACUUUCAUGCAAUGUGCAACAGAGCCCUGAGAUUGGCACUAAAGGACGAUGAGUUGCAGAAAGAACUAGGUAGUAUUAAACAAGUAGCAGCAGCUAAUGGAUACAGGACACAAGAUGUUACACAGACAAGUCUGAUUUCUGAUUGGAUCUCACAAAGAAGUGACCCGACAAGGACGUGGCCCGCGGAGGACGUGGCCCGCGGAGGACGUGGCCCGCGGAGGACGUGGCCCGCGGAGGACGUGGCCCGCGGAGGACGUGGCCCGCGGAGGACGUGGCCCGCGGAGGACGUGGCCCGCGGAGGACGUGGCCCGCGGAGGACGUGGCCCGCGGAGGACGUGGCCCGCGGAGGACGUGGCCCGCGGAGGACGUGGCCCGCGGAGGACGUGGCCCGCGGAGGACGUGGCCCGCGGAGGACGUGGCCCGCGGAGGACGUGGCCCGCGGAGGACGUGGCCCGCGGAGGACGUGGCCCGCGGAGGACGUGGCCCGCGGGGGACGUGGCCCGCGGGGGACGUGGCCCGCGGGGGACGUGGCCCGCGAGGGACGUGGCCCGCGAGGGACGUGGCCCGCGAGGGACGUGGCCCGCGAGGGACGUGGCCCGCGAGGGACGUGGCCCGCGAGGGACGUGGCCCGCGAGGGACGUGGCCCGCGAGGGACGUGGCCCGCGAGGGACGUGGCCCGCGAGGGACGUGGCCCGCGAGGGACGUGGCCCGCGAGGGACGUGGCCCGCGAGGGACGUGGCCCGCGAGGGACGUGGCCCGCGAGGGACGUGGCCCGCGAGGGACGUGGCCCGCGAGGGACGUGGCCCGCGAGGGACGUGGCCCGCGAGGGACGUGGCCCGCGAGGGACGUGGCCCGCGAGGGACGUGGCCCGCGAGGGACGUGGCCCGCGAGGGACGUGGCCCGCGAGGGACGUGGCCCGCGAGGGACGUGGCCCGCGAGGGACGUGGCCCGCGAGGGACGUGGCCCGCGAGGGACGUGGCCCGCGAGGGACGUGGCCCGCGAGGGACGUGGCCCGCGAGGGACGUGGCCCGCGAGGGACGUGGCCCGCGAGGGACGUGGCCCGCGAGGGACGUGGCCCGCGAGGGACGUGGCCCGCGAGGGACGUGGCCCGCGAGGGACGUGGCCCGCGAGGGACGUGGCCCGCGAGGGACGUGGCCCGCGAGGGACGUGGCCCGCGAGGGACGUGGCCCGCGAGGGACGUGGCCCGAGAGGGACGUGGCCCGAGAGGGACGUGGCCCGAGAGGGACGUGGCCCGAGAGGGACGUGGCCCGAGAGGGACGUGGCCCGAGAGGGACGUGGCCCGAGAGGGACGUGGCCCGAGAGGGACGUGGCCCGAGAGGGACGUGGCCCGAGAGGGACGUGGCCCGAGAGGGACGUGGCCCGAGAGGGACGUGGCCCGAGAGGGACGUGGCCCGAGAGGGACGUGGCCCGAGAGGGACGUGGCCCGAGAGGGACGUGGCCCGAGAGGGACGUGGCCCGAGAGGGACGUGGCCCGAGAGGGACGUGGCCCGAGAGGGACGUGGCCCGAGAGGGACGUGGCCCGAGAGGGACGUGGCCCGAGAGGGACGUGGCCCGAGAGGGACGUGGCCCCCGAGAGGGACGUGGCCCCCGAGAGGGACGUGGCCCCCGAGAGGGACGUGGCCCCCGAGAGGGACGUGGCCCCCGAGAGGGACGUCGCCCCCGAGAGGGACGUCGCCCCCGAGAGGGACGUCGCCCCCGAGAGGGACGUGGCCCCCGAGAGGGACGUGGCCCCCGAGAGGGACGUGGCCCCCGAGAGGGACGUGGCCCCCGAGAGGGACGUGGCCCGAGAGGGACGUGGCCCGAGAGGGACGUGGCCCGAGAGGGACGUGGCCCGAGAGGGACGUGGCCCGAGAGGGACGUGGCCCGAGAGGGACGUGGCCCGAGAGGGACGUGGCCCGAGAGGGACGUGGCCCGAGAGGGACGUGGCCCGAGAGGGACGUGGCCCGAGAGGGACGUGGCCCGAGAGGGACGUGGCCCGAGAGGGACGUGGCCCGAGAGGGACGUGGCCCGAGAGGGACGUGGCCCGAGAGGGACGUGGCCCGAGAGGGACGUGGCCCGAGAGGGACGUGGCCCGAGAGGGACGUGGCCCGAGAGGGACGUGGCCCGAGAGGGACGUGGCCCGAGAGGGACGUGGCCCGAGAGGGACGUGGCCCGAGAGGGACGUGGCCCGAGAGGGACGUGGCCCGAGAGGGACGUGGCCCGAGAGGGACGUGGCCCGAGAGGGACGUGGCCCGAGAGGGACGUGGCCCGAGAGGGACGUGGCCCGAGAGGGACGUGGCCCGAGAGGGACGUGGCCCGAGAGGGACGUGGCCCGAGAGGGACGUGGCCCGAGAGGGACGUGGCCCGAGAGGGACGUGGCCCGAGAGGGACGUGGCCCGAGAGGGACGUGGCCCGAGAGGGACGUGGCCCGAGAGGGACGUGGCCCGAGAGGGACGUGGCCCGAGAGGGACGUGGCCCGAGAGGGACGUGGCCCGAGAGGGACGUGGCCCGAGAGGGACGUGGCCCGAGAGGGACGUGGCCCGAGAGGGACGUGGCCCGAGAGGGACGUGGCCCGAGAGGGACGUGGCCCGAGAGGGACGUGGCCCGAGAGGGACGUGGCCCGAGAGGGACGUGGCCCGAGAGGGACGUGGCCCGAGAGGGACGUGGCCCGAGAGGGACGUGGCCCGAGAGGGACGUGGCCCGAGAGGGACGUGGCCCGAGAGGGACGUGGCCCGAGAGGGACGUGGCCCGAGAGGGACGUGGCCCGAGAGGGACGUGGCCCGAGAGGGACGUGGCCCGAGAGGGACGUGGCCCGAGAGGGACGUGGCCCGAGAGGGACGCGGCCCGAGAGGGACGCGGCCCGAGAGGGACGCGGCCCGAGAGGGACGCGGCCCGAGAGGGACGCGGCCCGAGAGGGUCGCGGCCCGAGAGGGACGCGGCCCGAGAGGGUCGCGGCCCGAGAGGGUCGCGGCCCGAGAGGGUCGCGGCCCGAGAGGGUCGCGGCCCGAGAGGGACGCGGCCCGAGAGGGACGCGGCCCGAGAGGGACGCGGCCCGAGAGGGACGCGGCCCGAGAGGGUCGCGGCCCGAGAGGGUCGCGGCCCGAGAGGGUCGCGGCCCGAGAGGGUCGCGGCCCGAGAGGGACGCGGCCCGAGAGGGACGCGGCCCGAGAGGGACGCGGCCCGAGAGGGACGCGGCCCGAGAGGGACGCGGCCCGAGAGGGACGCGGCCCGAGAGGGACGCGGCCCGAGAGGGACGCGGCCCGAGAGGGACGCGGCCCGAGAGGGACGCGGCCCGAGAGGGACGCGGCCCGAGAGGGACGCGGCCCGAGAGGGACGCGGCCCGAGAGGGACGCGGCCCGAGAGGGACGCGGCCCGAGAGGGACGCGGCCCGAGAGGGACGCGGCCCGAGAGGGACGCGGCCCGAGAGGGACGCGGCCCGAGAGGGACGCGGCCCGAGAGGGACGCGGCCCGAGAGGGACGCGGCCCGAGAAGGACGCGGCCCGAGAAGGACGCGGCCCGAGAAGGACGCGGCCCGAGAAGGACGCGGCCCGAGAAGGACGCGGCCCGAGAAGGACGCGGCCCGAGAAGGACGCGGCCCGAGAAGGACGGGGCCCGAGACGCGGCCCGAGAAGGACGCGGCCCGAGUAGGACGCGGCCCGAGUAGGACGCGGCCCGAGAAGGACGCGGCCCGAGAAGGACGCGGCCCGAGAAGGACGCGGCCCGAGAAGGACGCGGCCCGAGAAGGACGCGGCCCGAGAAGGACGCGGCCCGAGAAGGACGCGGCCCGAGAAGGACGCGGCCCGAGAAGGACGCGGCCCGAGAAGGACGCGGCCCGAGAAGGACGCGGCCCGAGAAGGACGCGGCCCGAGAAGGACGCGGCCCGAGAAGGACGCGGCCCGAGAAGGACGCGGCCCGAGAAGGACGCGGCCCGAGAAGGACGCGGCCCGAGAAGGACGCGGCCCGAGAAGGACGGGGCCCGAGAAGGACGGGGCCCGAGAAGGACGGGGCCCGAGAAGGACGGGGCCCGAGAAGGACGGGGCCCGAGAAGGACGCGGCCCGAGAAGGACGCGGCCCGAGAAGGACGCGGCCCGAGAUGGACGCGGCCCGAGAAGGACGCGGCCCGAGAAGGACGCGGCCCGAGAAGGACGCGGCCCGAGAAGGACGCGGCCCGAGAAGGACGCGGCCCGAGAAGGACGCGGCCCGAGAAGGAAGUGACCCGAGUAGGAAGUGACCCGAGAAGGAAGUGA
Schistocerca serialis cubense is the source of this 5040-nucleotide messenger RNA. Its product is annotated as collagen alpha-1(I) chain-like. The transcript is spliced from 5 exons. NCBI's taxonomy places the organism in Eukaryota, Metazoa, Arthropoda, Insecta, Orthoptera, Acrididae. The coding region runs from base 1 to 5040 and encodes 1679 amino acids. The record is from RefSeq and is a predicted model, not a curated record.